Laetiporus sulphureus 93-53 is the source of this 1723-nucleotide messenger RNA. RefSeq lists its product as uncharacterized. Bases 1 to 1575 code for a protein of 524 amino acids. The transcript has 3 exons. The record is from RefSeq and is a predicted model, not a curated record. Lineage: Eukaryota; Fungi; Basidiomycota; Agaricomycetes; Polyporales; Laetiporaceae.
AUGUCGAAGUCGUCUCUCUCGUCGGUGGUCUCCAACCUGGUGCGGGCGCAGAUGGGCACAGCGUCGUCGGGCACCGUGACCGACGAAGACCUCGACCGCCAUGUCGCCGAUCUGAUCCUCAAGGAAGCCAAGCAGAAGGCAGAGCGCUAUGGCAAGGACGGCAUACGAGCUUACCUCCAGAGUGAAUGUUCAGAUAGCAAUGCUCCGAAGACGAACAAGCGUUUUCUUUCGUCAAUCAUCCGCAGCACCGACGAUCACAACAAGACCAUUCUUAGAGCGCAAGCCCUUGCGGCGCAGGAGGUCCGGAUUGAAAGGGAAGAGCAAGAGCGGCGCGAACGCCGACGGCGUGCAGAGGAAGCUGUCGAGGCGGAACGCCUGAGACGACUCAUGGGUAGCGGCGGAAGAACAGAUUGGGCGCACAAUUGGGACAGAGGGGCGUCCAGGGACAGGAGACGGAGGGAGAGAAGCGGCGAGAGGAGAGAUGACUAUGACGACAAAUCGGAGAGUUCACGGCGGCGGAAGUCGAGCAGGUCUGAACGCGAAUAUCGCCACCGACAUCGCUCAAAGUCUACUGAACGCCGAGAACGGCGGGAGAAGAAGCGUUCAAAGCAUGCAAGAGAUAGAGAGAGGUACGAUGACGGCGAUGACGAGAACUGGGAGACACGAAGUCGAAGUCGAGACAGAAGCCGAUCCCGGUCAAGGUCCCCGGAACGUGCUCGUCGGGAACGCGAUGAUGAUGAACACAGGCAGAAACGAAGACAUAACAGCACGGAUGAGGCGAGAUACCGUCUAUCAAGUCGGUCUCCGAGCGAAAAGGCCCGCUCUCGUUCUCGUCGUCGUGAAGACUUGCAUCGUCACAAGCGUCGGCGCUCCUCUUCUCCUACUGCCGACAACGGUGAGGAGUCGAGUACGCGUGAAAGACCUUCGUCUCAAGACCUGGAGCGCGCACUAUCCGAGACGCUGGCCCGAGAAGAGCAGUUGCGCCUACAACUUAAGCGCAUUGGCAAGAGCAAGGCAGAGGAUCAUGCAGAUGCUCCUCUCAGCAGACGAAGCUCCCGUUCCCGUACACCAUCUAUCCCGAGAGACGCUGGUCGUAAAGCCAGGUCGCCGUCACCCGUUCCUCAAUCGCCUAAAGCCGGCUCAUCAUCCUCUCACACCCUGCGCUCGUCAGCAAGUCCAUCCCGAUCACCACCCGAGCCACCAUCGUCUCCUCCUCCCCUGCCUCCGCACCACCUACCUUCCAAGAUGGACAAAUACUUUGAAUCCUCGUACGACCCACGCCUAGACGUGGCCCCGCUUCCCGUCCCGAAAGUACCCGCCACCGGUCUCAUCGACGACGCCGACUUUGCCGGCUGGGACGCCAUGCUGGAGGUGAUUCGCCAACGCCGUGAGUACAAGGCGGAAAAAAAGAUGCUUGAGCGGUGGGGCGUUGGAAAGGACAAAGACAAGAAGAAGAAGAAAGGCGACGAUGAGGUGGCGUCUCGCUGGUCGGAGGGCGGGAUGGAGAUCAUGAACAUUGAGUACAAGAAGAGGGGCUCUGUGAGAGAGUGGGACCUUGGGAAGGAGGGAUUUUAAUGCUGUCUGUAGAUCUUGGAUACCCUUGAUGAUGUGUUCCCUUUUUCUCUCAAUCUCGAUGAAUGAAACGCAGAACAUAUUCAUACCACCUCGCAAGUCAGACUUCCGCAUUCUACAACGCGUAAGCACAAGUUUGCGUUUUCCAGGA